Messenger RNA from Tetrahymena thermophila SB210, 489 nucleotides. RefSeq lists its product as hypothetical. NCBI's taxonomy places the organism in Eukaryota, Ciliophora, Oligohymenophorea, Hymenostomatida, Tetrahymenidae. The transcript has a single exon. The record is from RefSeq and is a predicted model, not a curated record.
AUGCAAGAAGUAUAUCGCUUAGCAUAAGUAGAAACUUCAGUAUUAUUCUUAGUAGUUGGAUCUAUAAUAAAAGUAGUAAAACAAGCAUUAGCACAAUUUAAAUAGGAAUUGAAGCUACCAUUAUUAGAUGUGCAAAAGAUACAAUUCGAGUAAGCAACUGCAGCAUAAAUUUAAGUAGUAUAUAUACAAUUGGGAGUCUUCAUAGCUGAAAUACAAUUUAAUGAAGUUUAAAGAGCAGAAAAGUUAAUCCAAGAGGGAGUUUCAACGCAUUGGAUAGCUUUCAAAGCAAUAAUUGCUAAUAAGCGAGGGCUUUCAUAUUACUUUUUUAUUUAAUUUAUAAUUUUUAGAAAUCUUCAAUAGAUUUAAAAUAAGUAGGUUUUAAAUUUUGAAUUAGUGAUAGAUUAGCAGCAAAAGAGAUUUGAAAUCAAUAAUUACUUUAAUAAAAUGGGUAUAUUUAAAAGUCUCUCAACUUAAUUCAAGGUAUUUUGA